CGUUACUAUAAGUAUUUCAGGAGCGAUUGCUCUGAUCGAGCACCUAAGCUACUACCGCCAUGGCAAAGACGAAACAACCUUACGACAUUAUCCCAGGCUUUCAAUCCAUCGCCCCAUCAAUCUGGGUGCGUAUCUGUUUCUCCAUCUCGACCCAAUCGGAAGACGAUUCAACUCCGUGUCUUAUCAUACUCAUGACAUGGACUGGUGCGCACAACCGCUAUAUCUCCAGUUAUACCUCAAAAUAUGCCUCCAUGUUUCCAUCAUCCCGCAUGAUGGUAAUCACCACAUCAGCAAAAGACUUCAUCUUCAGAAGCUCUGCACGCAAGCAAAAGCGCCUCCAACAAGCGGUUGACUACAUUUUGAGCCUCCGUGCAGAGCUUCCUCUCGGGAGAAAAGGCAUACUGCUGCACCUCUUCUCUGAAGGUGGAACUAACAAAGGCUGCGAACUCGCAUCAGCAUACCGCGCAGCCACCGACACACGCCUACCCAUCUCAGCGAUGUAUCUGGACAGUACGCCUGGACACCCACGUUACCUGAGGCUCUGUUCCGCCCUCUCGAAAUCAUUCCCGCCAGUUUUUGUUCUCCGACACUUGGCCAAGGUGACUGCAGUCAUAGUUUUGGGGCUAGUAUGGGUUCUGUACCACGUCUUCAUUGGGUAUGAGAACAACCCGGUUUCACGUUCAAGAGAACAGCUCCAUGAUCGAAUGUUGUUUGAUCUUACAGUUCCGAGAUGCUAUCUGUACUCGAAGAAUGACGCGCUCAUUGCCUGGCAAGAUGUAUACGAGCAUGCAGGUGAAUCAAUGGAGCGUUGCGGGUGUGUUACAGAGGUCAUUUUCGCGGAUUCAGGGCAUGUUGACCACGCCAAGAUAGAACCGAAGCGGUAUUGGGACACUGUCAAAUCAGUCUGGCUGCAUGGUCAGGAGGAACACGAAGGGCAAAACACAGCAGCCACAAUGAGUGAUUUGCAGCUACCAGAGAUUGCCUUUCAAGGUAAAAUUACUACAGCUGCGAACCACAUACUGGAGGAAACGCUUACAAACGGAAAAAUUAGUUGGGGGGAAGAGAGGUAUAGUGCGUUCGUAUGAGGUAACCCUCUAUCUAAGGGUUCCUAUGUACGCGAUCACGAUAUGAUGCAAAAAUGUGUGACUCUCUCGGCCUAUAUUGGGAAGCGUGAUAAUAUGCGGAAACUUGGACGUGAGUACUGGUAGCGGUGCUAGGCUUGUAUUGGCGAAUGGAAUCAGGAUUAUGGAGUAAGAACGACGUCUCGCUUGAUACCCUUGGAGUACCAUAGGUGAUGUCUCCGGCGGUCGAGAGAUGGGCUGACCUU
This is a messenger RNA of Macroventuria anomochaeta, 1327 nucleotides long. RefSeq lists its product as uncharacterized. Lineage: Eukaryota; Fungi; Ascomycota; Dothideomycetes; Pleosporales; Didymellaceae. The record is from RefSeq and is a predicted model, not a curated record. The coding region runs from base 60 to 1085 and encodes 341 amino acids. The transcript has a single exon.